ACCACCCUCUCCACCCCAUCCUCGCCGUGUAUACUCAACAAACACAGAUCAGAACUGAAGAAAAGAUCAACAACGUAACGAAUUGAAGCUGCUAAUUAAGCGAUGACAACUUUGGUCGUAGAAGAACCAAUUCUAUGUAGACUCCAACGCCUUGACAACAUCCUUAAACAAGUGGAGGCAAUGAGAGGCGGCGGCGGGAAUCAAUCCCCGGCGAAGAGCUCCACAGCGUCGUCGUCUACGGCGACAAGCAGCGAAGGGCAGGCGGCGGCGGCGUCGUCAUCCGCUGAGUUUUCUCCGAAAAGCUUGGAGAAGCAUUGCCGUCCGAUUGAUGAUGUGAUAAUGGAGGCAGAGGCGAAAGGCACCCUGAUUGAAAGGCUGGUGAACGUAGAAGAGCGCGUGGCCAAACUCUGCAUGCACCUCCACCAAGAAUUGGAGGCUCUCAAGACCACUAAAGAGGCCACCAUGCACACCACCACGACCACCGCUCCGCCGCCGCCUGCGGCGGCGCACAAGUCGCCCAAGAAGGGUUUCAAGAGCUUCGUGAAGUCUUGUGUGAAAGGAAAGGAAAAAGGAAGAGGAUAAUGCAAUAUUAUAUGUAUGUAUGUAUGUAUUUUGUUUUUAUUUAAUUUAGGUAAUCUCAAUUUGGUCGAUUUCAGCAAUCAGCUCACGGUUAGACCUCGAUCUUUAAGUCAGGCUAUUCAUGAGCUUUAUUCAGUUGACGAAUCAACUAUGGAGUGAAGCGACCUAAUUAUGUAUGUUUUGUUUGGACUAAUUCCAGUCUUAAUUACUAAACUAUAUAUAUUGGGUCU
Ipomoea triloba (trilobed morning glory) is the source of this 809-nucleotide messenger RNA. RefSeq lists its product as uncharacterized. NCBI's taxonomy places the organism in Eukaryota, Viridiplantae, Streptophyta, Magnoliopsida, Solanales, Convolvulaceae. The coding region runs from base 103 to 582 and encodes 159 amino acids. The transcript is spliced from 2 exons. The record is from RefSeq and is a predicted model, not a curated record.